This is a messenger RNA of Puccinia graminis f. sp. tritici CRL 75-36-700-3, 3847 nucleotides long. RefSeq lists its product as uncharacterized. The record is from RefSeq and is a predicted model, not a curated record. NCBI's taxonomy places the organism in Eukaryota, Fungi, Basidiomycota, Pucciniomycetes, Pucciniales, Pucciniaceae. Bases 1 to 3840 code for a protein of 1279 amino acids. The transcript has 5 exons.
AUGAUAUUCUUCACCCAGUUGAACUCUUGGCCACACUUUCUCUUUAUCCUGCUGACCUUUGUCUAUCGGUCCGAUAGUUUGAUUCCAAGAUUGCAAGAGGGGAUCGAGACUGACCCGACCGGGGCAGUCCUGCAUGAAAUUCCGGCUAUCCCGACAACUCGUUUAUCUAGCGACGACGUAAGAAAUGCUGCUCAGGGAACCUACUUUCACCAGUUCAACAACCAUCCAGUUUACCUACUACGCCCUGCCUUGCCGGCUGACCAAGGUUAUAGAUAUUCCGCAGACGCACCCAAUCGUCACACAGCUUUUGUCUCGGAAAGCCCCGUGAGAGUAGUUACAACCAUAGUCACUGAUGGAAUCAGUAACACCAGCGCAAGAAGUUCAUUAAUUGAUCCUGGCCCGCUGAAAGCUUCGUUAAGUCAUCCAGGUCCAGAGUCUCCAACGGUCACAACACAUGGUCCAUCAAUGCAGCAAUCGUUUGAUGCUGCAAUGAAACAACGAAUGCUCGAGUCGAAACCUUUUGUACCUGCGUCUCAGGCGCCAGGGAAGGGGUUUCAAAGCCGCGCCAGCUUUUCAAACGACAAUAUAAGAGACCAGGGAAAGGACUCCAUGGUUGCACCAAAACAGCAUAAAGUAGACAUUGAUCAAAAUCCUAAUAAAGCAUCUGGAAAUGAAUUAAGAGAUCAAGCGGGUCAGGGCAGCCGAGGAAAUGAGCGCGCAAACUCCAAGGUCCUCUAUGAAUCAAAGGCAAGCACAGGGAGUCAGACAUCGACAAGUUUCGACUAUGCGAUACAUCCCGAACGCCUAGAUGCCAUUAAGAAUUUUAUCAGGCAAUUUAAAAGUGAUGUUGCCUCUCCAGACACGAGUGACAACUUCUCCGAAUCUAGUCGUUCUAAUGGCUCGAAUGAAUUUUUACCAGAAAUUUCCAAGGUCGCAACGUCCAAGGAAAAUACAGAGCGAGGUGGAACUCCAGCCUCUUUAGAAUCACUCAGUUCUUUCAAAUCAAGUAUUCCUUCCGAAUCACAGCAACGCCCUCGCGCGCUGAAUGAAGAUGAAAUUCGGAGAGCAAAAAACCGGCAGAAAAGACUUCGAAAGCAGGAGAGGAGGAUCCGGUCGCAAAUAACUGCGUCAAAGGACACCUCAGCAAAAGUUCAGUCAUCAGAAAAAACAGAAAAAGUUGCACUGGGUGCGUAUGACAAUGAGUUUCCAAGUCUGGCAUCUUCAUCUGAAGAAAGUAGUGCGGUUCAGCUAGGGAAGUCAAGUUAUCCAAACCAACAAGAAAGCAAAAAUGAAGAAGUCAUUCCAAACAAUGAAAGAAAAGAAAAACAAGAAGAUCAUCAAAACUACGAUCAAACUAUUCGACCUACGAGGUCUCAUGGAUCAAGUGAAUAUUUUGAUACCCGCGGAAAUCUUCAGCCAACGAUAUCUUCUAUAUCGAGACGGAAAGGAGGUAAGGGAAAGGGAUCGUUGAGUGAAAGGCCGCCUGAAUCGACGAGUCAACCAAAAAGGAGGGCGCCCGAACCUUUGCAACCAUCUUCAAAUAUCUUGGAGCAAAAGGAUCCCCAGGUUAAAGAGAAGAUUCUAAGCCUCCUCGGAAUAGAACAAGCUAAAAAUGUCAAACCAGCUCUUGAGAAGAAAACCCACCUAGGGACACCCCCCAAUAAUCAAAAAGUGAACGAUAUUACAGAUCUUUCAAAACAAGUAAAAAAAGAAGUCGCCGCGAAGGCAACUCGGAAACUGGAAAGAGAUAUGAUAAAAUCAGUUGCUGAGCAGUCUAGUAAUAGACUGAUAAAAUCUUCUCUGCAGAAGACAUCACUCUCCUCGGUUGAGAAGUCCAUUGAAAACUUGGAGCACACAAAUACCAAAUCAGCCAUUGGAGUUGAAGAUAAGAGAUCAAACUUCGACAAUGGUCAAAACUUAUUCGUGCCACAAGAUUCUGCCAGCAAACCUGAAGAUCAUUCGAGAAUUUCUACAAAUCCGAAUACCGUUUUGGCCUUGAAAAACAAAGCUGCUCCCAACCUACCCCAAUCACAGUCCAUCCAGCUUAUGAAAGGGGGACCAACAUUUGGAGGCUUACCACCCCGUGCAAACCAAAUCCCGCAAACCGAUCCACUAGUGAUAUCAUCUGGGUCGAAAACCUUGCAGCUCAAAGAGCAGCUUCAAGAGCCCCUCAUAGGUGCCAAAUCAAGUGAGACUUCGAACAACAAGAGUAGUGAGAAAAUCAAAACACAGCUUCACCAGUCAAAUCCAAAGAAAGAAGAAGCGAUACCCCCCGGUUCAAAAGAAACAGUGAAAGGACCGGAAACGUAUUCUGAUACCUCAGAGAGCCAUGAUCAACCAGAAAACCACAGUAUUUCAAAAUCAGGCAUCUCACCCACGAAAUCGAAUCCUUCCUCCGUUUCAAUGUCAAAUCCUCAUCCAAUGACUAGUAUUUUGAGUGCUUCUGAUGAUAUCAGCCCGAGCAAAAUCUCUCGACAGAUUGUUAGCUCCACCUCCAAAGACAUCCGACCACUGAAUAAUGAUGUACUUCAUAACGUAAGGCCGGCAGACAGCAAUUCACAAGCACCAAGCUCGUCAAUAGCUUCAGGAAGUCGCAAAGCGAAUAGCCGGAGCGAUCUGUUGCAUUUGCCCCCGAACUUCACGACUGAUAUUGACAAUCACCAAAUAAAUCACAAUGCAAUCAUCUCACUUGAAGAUGCGUUCGGAGAACAGGCUAGCUCCAAAAAUUCAAAGACUAGAAAUCUUGUUUGGCAAUCCCCCUUUCAAAAAAAGGUGAAAACUGCGAUGCUACCUCUGGGAAUAUACUUGCGCAUAUCAAAUCUCCAGGCCCACUCUCAAGUGGGCUUCAUUACAGAGGAGGGCUAUCAAGAGCUUUAUUCGCUUUGGAAAAAAGACAGUUACGCAUACGAAAUAGCUGAAAGUGGUAUCAGGGAUGCCAUAGGGACUUUCGAAGGUACAAGGAGAAUGUUGGCCCUCCGACGUCAGAUUCUUCAUUAUACAAUCUCCCAACGGUGGAUUAAGGCCCGUAACACGUGGUUUGAUGAGACAACCUAUGGUUCAACUGCUGCCACAGGUUUCGAAACUUUGCUUGGACUUUCUUCUGAGCCAUUCGAUGUCCGGGAAAUUCCGCUAUCAAGCACGUUGGCGAGGUCCAGAAAAGAAAAAUGGGAGGCGAUGCCUCAUAGCCUGUUGAUAUGGGGGCAAGCUGAAAUGGAACGACAAAUCGAAAUGCGAUCAUAUCUGGCUCAAAGAGUCAACCCUUUCUUCUGGUGGGAAGCUUACGAUUUGAAUAUGAAAAGUAAACUCUUUGGUUUAGACAUUCUCACGAUCCUCAAAGUGGGCGACUCACUGCAAUUUGGGGCAAAUUUUGUGAUUGAUCGGGGUUAUGGAAGGGUUUCAAUUGACUCGGCAUACGCUCUUCUACUGAAAGUCAUGACAGACACUAAUAGACCACUCCCAUGGAUUGAAUCGUCUGAACGGGCAUGGCUAUACUCAUUGCCUGAUGGCCUAUACGAACAACGACUCCAAAGGCUGAGUCAAUUGAUUUCCGAUUCGAGACCUCAGAUGAACCCUCUUUCUGUUGACAUACUGGCCAAGAAAAUUGAUCAAAAUUUCAUAGACAGUUAUGGAUACCGCAUGGGUGAAGAACUGCUUUGGAUUGACAAAGGAUUGCCUUUGGAUGAAUUAUUGAAUCAGAUGAAAACCAAAACGCCGGUGGUCUCUGAUCGAUUACUUCUUCCUCAACCAAAGCCUUAUCUAACUUUGUGGGAAUUUAAAGAUAUACUAUUGACCAGCGCUCAUUAUUUCUGGAAUUCUUUCAAGUACGUCUUAGAGUACUGAAGUUGGA